Messenger RNA from Scutellospora calospora, 316 nucleotides. Lineage: Eukaryota; Fungi; Glomeromycota; Glomeromycetes; Diversisporales; Gigasporaceae. The record is from the annotation of a GenBank genome assembly.
AUAAAGCUCGAGAGCGAACAGCAGAACGAGAAAAAACGGAUGAAUACAUUGAUAUUGAGCGAGAAAGAUACACAACGUUUAGCGUCAGUAAAAGCGAUCAAAAAGAUCAAGAUGGUGAUGUUGAUAUGUUUAUAAAAACGCAAAGGGACAACUUUGAAUCAAAAGUUGUAACACCUGGACAAGUAAUUACAGCAGAUACACAGUAUAUGAGAGGUCAUGGCACGUAUCUUAAUGAAGAAGAGUCUCAUAUAUCUUCAGUAGCAGGUGUGGUAGAACGUGUCAACAAAUUGAUUACCGUUAGACCUUUGCAUUCGAG